Messenger RNA from Mustela erminea (ermine), 1533 nucleotides. RefSeq names its product extensin-like. The record is from RefSeq and is a predicted model, not a curated record. Bases 1 to 1533 code for a protein of 510 amino acids. The transcript has a single exon. Lineage: Eukaryota; Metazoa; Chordata; Mammalia; Carnivora; Mustelidae.
AUGGUUCCUCCUCCUGACGUGGCUCAGAAGCUCCAGAGUACAUCCCCCUCCAUCCUGCCUAUAUCCGUCUACAUCCCCCCUUCACCCCGCCUACACCGCCUGCACCCCACCAACAUCGCCUACACCCUGCCUACACCCCCCUACACCCCGCCUACACCCCCCUACACCCCGCCUACACCGCCUGCACCCCACCAACAUCGCCUACACCGUGCCUACACCCCCCUACACCCCGCCUACACCCCCCUACACCCCGCCUACACCGCCUGCACCCCACCAACAUCGCCUACACCCUGCCUACACCCCCCUACACCCCGCCUACACCCCCCUACACCCCGCCUACACCGCCUGCACCCCGCCUACACCGCCUGCACCCCACCAACAUCGCCUACACCCUGCCUACACCCCCCUACACCCCGCCUACACCCCCCUACACCCCGCCUACACCGCCUGCACCCCACCAACAUCGCCUACACCCCGCCUACACCCCCCUACACCCCGCCUACACCGCCUGCACCCCACCAACAUCGCCUACACCAUGCCUACACCCCCCUACACCCCGCCUACACCCCCCUACACCCCGCCUACACCGCCUGCACCCCACCAACAUCGCCUACACCGUGCCUACACCCCCCUACACCCCGCCUACACCCCCCUACACCCUGCCUACACCGCCUGCACCCCACCAACAUCGCCUACACCAUGCCUACACCCCCCUACACCCCGCCUACACCCCCCUACACCCCGCCUACACCGCCUGCACCCCACCAACAUCGCCUACACCGUGCCUACACCCCCCUACACCCCGCCUACACCCCCCUACACCCUGCCUACACCGCCUGCACCCCACCAACAUCGCCUACACCCUGCCUACACCCCCCUACACCCCGCCUACACCCCCCUACACCCCGCCUACACCGCCUGCACCCCACCAACAUCGCCUACACCCUGCCUACACCCCCCUACACCCUGCCUACACCGCCUGCACCCCGCCUACACCGCCUGCACCCCACCAACAUCGCCUACACCCUGCCUACACCCCCCUACACCCCGCCUACACCCCCCUACACCCCGCCUACACCGCCUGCACCCCACCAACAUCGCCUACACCCCGCCUACACCCCCCUACACCCCGCCUACACCGCCUGCACCCCACCAACAUCGCCUACACCCCGCCUACACCCCCCUACACCCCGCCUACACCGCCUGCACCCCACCAACAUCGCCUACACCGUGCCUACACCCCCCUACACCCCGCCUACACCCCCCUACACCCCGCCUACACCGCCUGCACCCCACCAACAUCGCCUACACCGUGCCUACACCCCCCUACACCCCGCCUACACCCCCCUACACCCCGCCUACCUCAUUCCCCUCCCCUCCCCUGUGGGGUGGCCCUGCAUCAUCUCCCAGCAUCCCGAGAAGGCUGAAUGCGGAACAGUAGAAUGUUCUGGGAUCCAGAGAGACCACAGUCACCUACUUUGGGACAGGAAGUGGUUCGAGCUGUUCUAUGUGCUUGUCGGGUACUGCUGCUAG